This is a messenger RNA of Aspergillus welwitschiae, 1584 nucleotides long. Its product is annotated as fungal specific transcription factor domain-containing protein. The transcript has 4 exons. NCBI's taxonomy places the organism in Eukaryota, Fungi, Ascomycota, Eurotiomycetes, Eurotiales, Aspergillaceae. The record is from RefSeq and is a predicted model, not a curated record. Bases 1 to 1584 code for a protein of 527 amino acids.
AUGGAUUCGCCCGUUCCUGAACAUCCCGCCGCGCGCACCGCUUGUGGAAGCUGUGCGAUCCGCGGAAAACCGUGCAGGGUCGAGGAAGGAGAAGUUGCUUGUACUAGAUGCUCACGCCAUGGCCUAAAUGAAUGCGAUGCGUAUUUCGCAAUGGUGCAACGCCUCAAGGAUGAAAAAGAAUCUAAAAACAAACUUAUGGAUGAAGUUGCAGACCUGAGAGAUGAGAUCAACACACUAUGCAGGAAUACACCUGGAAUUGUGUGCAUGUCUGAUACGGUUACGCAAAUGAAGAACCUACGCAUCGAAACAGCCUCUAUUGAAAGUGAUCUCAUUUCAGAGGGUGUUGUUGCGCUGGAAGAAGCAGAGGAUCUCUUCAGCAUGUUUACGACAUGCGUUAAUCCGCUCCUAUGGGACGGGCUUCUCAUGCAACAUCCUACGUUAGACUCUGCCCGCAGGUCAUCCGCGAUGCUCACGGCUGCCAUUCUUUCUGUCGCUGCACUACUUUCUCCCGACCGAGCCGAAGUAUACCCAAAAUGCCAUGAAAUCUUUGUAUCUCUCUCCCUCAUGGGAAGAUUGGUAGAUACUCACAGUAAUAGCUUGGAUGAUAUUCGCGCUUUGUGCAUUGGUGCAUUCUACCUCAAGUAUUUGGGCGAGCGUCUCUCAAGCGAGGCCAUUCGCAUUUCACGCGACCUCCGCCUAGAUGAAGCCUUCGAUCAAUACAUGCAGGGCGAAGUAACCGAGAUGGAACAUGUUCGGCUGUGGUGUCUCGCCUACAUAUGCGAGCAAUGCUUCACCACCGGGCGCGGCCGUCCUCUGAAGGGUGCUGAGCAUGAACCAGUUUGGGAUAUGACGCGAAUGCCCCUUCAAAAGCAUGCCAGUCACGAAGAUAGAAGGUUAACCGCCCUCGUAUUAUACUUUGAUACCUUGGCAAAUGCCCACACGGCCUUUUACAUGAAUUGCCGCCAGCCUCUGAAAGAAGAUGAUAUGACGACAAUACUGGCGUUCGACGACGCUAUUAAGCGAUGCCUACAGGAAUUCCCGACUGGAACAUUAUAUAGCAGCCACCCUCAUUCUUCUUUGCCGCAGGAUUUGAAGGACAUGUACCAUGCCUUUGCUCAGUUUCAGAUCUACUCACUGGCAUUUCGCGGUAUUUUUCCUGAUGAUAACGGUCCGACGAAUUUUCAAGCGUGGUCAUUCGAGCACUGCUUUGCUGCGGGUGCUGCAAUUGACGCUGCCAUGAAGGUACUGCGCGUCAUAGGUACUGACAGUGAUCUCUCAUUGAAUCUCCGCUAUCUCCCCACUCACGUCUAUCACAUGGUAGGAUUUUCUGCUUCCUUUCUUCUGAGAAUCGUCGGAUUGAAUAUAGGCCUGGGGGGCAGCGCUAUGGGUGACAUCCAUCGACUCGGACUGCCAAUCGAUCCGGGACGCAUUGCCCAUGUUGCUCUGCGCGUAGCUCGGUGUCUACAUACAAAAGGCGCCGACCUCAACGAAGAGCAUACCUCUAAUGUUGUGGCCUCGAGUCUGCUGACCAUGUUGCGGCUGCUUUCUGACUUGCGAUGGGCUGGCAAUAACGAGUUAUGCUGA